AUGGCAGCUCAAGCUUUGAUACCUGAGGAUGAGCUCCGUUGUUCUGUAUGUUCAGAUAUUUUUAAAGAGCCUGUUGUCCUAAAAUGUAGCCAUAGCUUCUGCAGAGUGUGUCUCCAGCGGUACUGGAAAGAGAAGGGCUCUCAAAACUGUCCCAUCUGCAGGAGAAAGACUUUCUCUGUGGAGGAACCUCCUGUAAACCUGGUCUUAAGAAGCAUUGUGGAAUCCUACUUAAAGCAGAAGACUGACAAAGAAACUGCACACAAGAGUGAGGCUCGCUGUAGUCUUCAUGGGGAGAAACUUCUAUUAUUCUGCAAACAUGACAAAGAAACUCUCUGUCUCGUCUGCCACACUUCAAAAAAACACACAAACCACCCAGUCUGUCCAGUGGAAGAGGCUGUACUGGAUCUUAAGGAGGAACUCAAGCCUGCACUUAAUCUCAUUAAAGAAAAACUGAAGAUCUUUACUAAGAAUGAACGAGAGUGUAAGAAAACCGCAGAACACAUGAGGAGUCAAACCCAGCACACAGAGAGGCAGAUAAAGGCAGACUUUAAAAGGCUGCACCAGUUCCUACGAGAGGAAGAGGAGGCCAGACUAGCUGUACUGAAGGAGGAAGGGGAGGUGAAGAGUCGGGUCAUGGAGGAGAAAUUGGCAGACAUCACAAGACACAUCUCCACCCUUACAGACAAAAUCACCACAAUACAGAAGGCCAUGGACACUGAAGACACCUCCUUUCUAAAGGUAGGAGCUUCAUUUACUGACAGUGUUCUGGGUUUAUCAUGUUCCAGUCAUAUUGAGAUGCUCACUGUGAAACAGAGUAUCAGUGGCCAGUUUCAAUAACGGGUCAGU
Molecule: messenger RNA, 846 nt
Organism: Conger conger (European conger)
Lineage: Eukaryota; Metazoa; Chordata; Actinopteri; Anguilliformes; Congridae
Product: E3 ubiquitin-protein ligase TRIM35-like
Exons: 3
Coding region: 1-837 (278 amino acids)
Biological process (GO): protein ubiquitination
Molecular function (GO): ubiquitin-protein transferase activity; zinc ion binding
Source: RefSeq, a predicted model, not a curated record